AUGACAUCAGAGCACGCUGAGAUCCUACCCACACCCUCAAUCGGAGAGCCGACGUUACACACACCACGACACGCCGACUCUCCCACAUCGUCGUCAGACUCGAGCGCGAUCGCAAGUGAGGAUGAUACUAUGUCCGAUGCGAGGAUAUCACGACCCAAGAUAGGAAGCAGGAAAAGCAGCGGCACCAUGAUUGUCUCGCGUGAUUCGGCAACUACCGUGGUGGAUCCCGACUUCGACGAGAACGACGUACGGACAAUGUCGCCGCGACGAAACAGCGAGGAGGUCGACAAGCUGGGCGAGGAAGCGCGGAGGGACCUGAUAGAACAGGCCAAGGUGCUGCAGAUGAGCCUCCAAGCCAUUGUAGACCGCGUGGAGACGGUGAAGAGCGAACACGAAAAGCUCGAAGGAGGCAACAAGUUCCUGCAGUCAUAUAUCGGCGAGCUCAUGCAGACGUCCAAAAUCACUUCAUCGGCGCCCACGAAGAAGGGCAAGGGCCGGAGCGGCAAAUGA
Molecule: messenger RNA, 510 nt
Organism: Fulvia fulva
Lineage: Eukaryota; Fungi; Ascomycota; Dothideomycetes; Mycosphaerellales; Mycosphaerellaceae
Exons: 2
Coding region: 1-510 (169 amino acids)
Cellular component (GO): trans-Golgi network
Source: RefSeq, a predicted model, not a curated record